Messenger RNA from Drosophila suzukii, 1558 nucleotides. The record is from RefSeq and is a predicted model, not a curated record. Lineage: Eukaryota; Metazoa; Arthropoda; Insecta; Diptera; Drosophilidae.
GUAUUGCUAGGAGCAACAAAGCGAUCGAUCAUCCCCGCGAGGUUUUAGGGUCAACAAAAAAAUUCAAAAUUGAAGUAAAAGCAUUAUUUUGCCCUGGAAAAGAUACAUAAUUUAUAAAAGGUAAAACACAAAUGUUUUUUAAAAUGCUUUUGUCAUUACCUGGUCACUGGAAGUCACGUUAAAAACGUCCAUCCCUACUAAGCCGUAGACAAACAAGAAAGUAAACAAAAGAUUUAAUCGUCUCUUAUGUUUACUACAAAUACGAGCCGGUCCUAAAUUGCGAUUAAAUAUGGAGGACUUGUGCCGAAUAUGUGGGGGCCACUCCAAAACGUUGGUGGGCAUUUUCGACGAUGAGGGCCAACAGGGUCUCAAAGGAGAAGUGGAACCCCAUCUCGCCGAGAUGGUCAGGAGUUGUGCCGACGUUCAGCUAGAUCCUGACGAUUCCCUGCCCCAAAAUUGCAUUGCCUGUGUCCACGACGCAAGAACUGCCUACGGAUUCAAGCGGAGAUGCGAAGAAAGCUACAGGAAGUUCUACUUGGCGUUAAGCAAUCAGCAGUUCAUCAAGGAGGAACCCAACGAGGACUAUCUGGUUAUUGAGGACCUGUUUGACGGGGAUCUGAAUGUGAAGGAGGAGUUUAUCGACGAAACCCCGAGGACCCACCAAAAAGAGCGAACCACAACCAAAAGUACUAGUAGAGCAAUCAGACAGCCAAAAGCUAGAAAGAAACUGUCCAUCAAGUGCGAGCUCUGCAUCAAGGAGUUCACCCACCAAAGAAACCUCUUGGAACACAUGAAAAUUCACAGCAAUUCCCACGUAUGCAAAGACUGCGGAGAGCGUUUCCUGUUCAAAAGCGAUCUGGACAAGCACCAGUGCUACCACACCAGCGAUUCCAUAGAAUGUCCCGUUUGCCUGAAGGUCUUUUCGAACACCCAACUGGAUAAGCACAAAUGCGCGGAGAUAGAAGAACGGCCCUUCCAGUGCCCCCACUGCCCGCAAACCUUCAGCCAGGAUCAACAACUCAAGGCUCACCUGUUGCUCCAUCCUGAUCCCAGCCUGAGCGAAGGGCCCCAUAGAUGCUCAUACUGCCAGGCGGCUUUCUUCAAUAAGUCCGCCCUCAAGGUGCAUAUCCACGCCCAUAUGGGCGAGCGGCCAUACUCCUGCUCCUACUGCGCGUCCAACUUCCGUUCCAGGCAGGCUCUCAUGGUGCACACUCGGACGCACACGGGCGAGAAGCCCUACAAAUGUCCGCAUUGCCCCAAAACCUAUUCGGACAUCAGCAACAUGGCUAAGCACCGGCGACGCCACACAGACGAACGGCUAAAGUGCUCCAUCUGCCCACAGGACUUCCGGGAGAAGCACCACCUAAAACGCCACUUCCUGGGCAAGCAUCGGGACGACGAACAGCCACUGGAAUUGGAGUGAUACUUCUAGGCAUAAGCAUUUACGGCGGUUCAAUCGAAUACGCAAGUUGUUUCGGUUUUUUACGUUUAAUUAAAAAUGGCUUUGAGACUUAUUAUUAUCGGCAUUCGUAUGCGUAUGCGCGUUUCUAAAACUGGA